AUGCACACCGGUCGAGCUUACGUAGUGACCGGCGGGUCAUCAGGGAUGGGCUUGGCUGUCGUGAAAAAGCUCCUCGGGCUAUCGGCCACAGUUCAUGCCAUUGACAAAGCCUCAGAGAUGCCGACCAUCUCCUCUGCCAACCCCGACCGACUUCACUUCCACCCCAGCAUCGACGUCAGCUCGCACGAGAAAGUAACGCAGACGUUCGAAUCCAUCAUAAAACAGUCCCCCGUGAUUAACGGGCUGGUCAAUUGCGCGGGCAUUAUACUCCCCCCCAAUAUCCUCGAGCCAGCCGAGAACUUCAACAAAGUGAUGGCAGUAAACGUCGGUGGAACAUGGAAUGUAGGAACAACGUAUCUGCGGUACGUGCUAGAACGACAUCCAGAUACCAUGCGCAAUAGGAAAGGAGGAUCAGUACCGGAGGGAAUCGGGAGUCUGGUGAAUAUCGGAUCUACGGCGUCUUUGUUUGGAAGUCCGGGGAUUGCGUCUUAUUGUGCAAGCAAGCAUGCUGUUCUGGGGCUGACUCGGACAUGGGCAAAGGAUUUUGGGGAUAAAGGGGUGAGGGUCAAUUGUGUUGCACCUGGGGGUACGGAUACCCCCUUGCUUAAGGGUGUACCUCCGGGUUUUGUCGAUAGUUACGUUAAGAAUGUGCCGUUGAGGAGACUAGCUAGGCCGGAGGAGAUUGCUAGUACGGUUGCUUUCUUGCUGAGUGAAGAUUCUUCCUAUAUUAAUGGGCAGGUUAUUCCUGUUGAUGGUGGAUUUCGUUAG
This is a messenger RNA of Aspergillus caelatus, 768 nucleotides long. Its product is annotated as SDR family NAD(P)-dependent oxidoreductase. NCBI's taxonomy places the organism in Eukaryota, Fungi, Ascomycota, Eurotiomycetes, Eurotiales, Aspergillaceae. Gene Ontology annotation, molecular function: oxidoreductase activity. The record is from RefSeq and is a predicted model, not a curated record. The transcript has a single exon. Bases 1 to 768 code for a protein of 255 amino acids.